Molecule: messenger RNA, 1397 nt
Organism: Vitis vinifera (wine grape)
Lineage: Eukaryota; Viridiplantae; Streptophyta; Magnoliopsida; Vitales; Vitaceae
Product: polyprenol reductase 2
Exons: 6
Coding region: 183-1199 (338 amino acids)
Biological process (GO): dolichol-linked oligosaccharide biosynthetic process; polyprenol catabolic process
Cellular component (GO): endoplasmic reticulum
Molecular function (GO): 3-oxo-5-alpha-steroid 4-dehydrogenase activity
Source: RefSeq, a predicted model, not a curated record
CAAGAAACUUGCGUUUGGAUUCCUCAAAAACUCUUCUUCACACUCACGUCUGGGAUCUCUACUGCCUGACACCCGCACGCACCCUCUGCUUACACUUAACUCUCCCUUGUUUUUAAUGGCUUAUCUUCAACACUGCUCCGUCCUCCAACCUGGGUUUUCUCAAUUCCCUCUGUUUCGCUUCAAUGGAGCUAGACCUUGUUGCUUUGCUCAGAGCCGCCUGGAUUGCUGGAACAUUGCCCAUACUCAUAGCCUCCAUUCCCUCUUCUCGUCUCCAUUCCUUUCAUGGGCUUGUGUUGGGGUUUGCUAGGAGAGGGAAAACCAUGCCAUCCUCAUCAUACAAAUUCACCGUUCCACAAAGAUUCUUCUGCCAUUUCUAUGUGGUGGCAGUGGUGUGGACAACGUUGUUGGUUCUUGCAACUUUGCUAUAUGCAUACAGAAUGGCACCAUUGGUCUCUGAACCAUUGCUUUAUUCCACCGUUGCGAGCCAGUUGACUGGAGGUUCACAUAUCUUUUCCUUGCAUAAAUCUCGUUCGACUCCACUUGAGCAUAGAUACCUUGUUUGGCGAUCCGUGUUCCUGCUUUUGUUGAUGGAAGUCCAAGUAAUGAGACGCCUUUAUGAGACAAUAUAUGUUUUUAAUUAUAGCAGCUCAGCUCGGAUGCAUGUUUUUGGUUAUCUGACUGGCCUGUUUUUCUACACAGCAGCACCACUGUCACUCUGCUGCGUUUGUGCACCAGAGGUAUUUAAAUUUGCUGCAAAUCAAUUGAAGGAAUUCAUCGUUAAAGGCAAGAAUCAGAUGCCUGUCAUUGAAUUUGAUUGGUGGGGAUACAUGAGUUCUCUCAUGAAGCUUGGAUGGCCCUCCUGGCUUGGUGCAGCUAUAUUCAUUUGGGGUUGGAUUCAUCAGCAUCGUUGUCAUGCAAUUCUCGGCUUGUUGCAAGAGCAUAAGGAGCAAGAAGGUGAAUACGGAAUCCCUGAUGGGGAUUGGUUUGAAAUAGUCUCUUCUCCGCACUACCUGGCUGAGAUUGUUAUAUACGGUGGCCUUGUGGUGGCUAGUGGGGGUUCAGACUUGACAAUCUGGUUACUUUUUGGAUUUGUGGCAUCAAAUCUCAUAUUUGCAGCAGCAGAAACACAGAGGUGGUAUCUCCAUAAAUUUGACAAUUACCCCAGCAAUCGGUUUGCCAUUAUUCCAUUUGUUUACUAGUGCUAUGGUGCAGACCUUUUAACAUGUUUGCAUACUGGGGCAUCACUAUUAUUAGGUGGUUGAGUGAAAGAAACUUUGUCUAUUGAAUCUGGAAACUCAACUGCUCUAUCAAUCCGGUGAGGGUUUUAGGAGAAAAUGGUUUUUGUCUUUGUUUUCUUCUAAAAGCACACUCAAAAGUUAUAAAUAUUUGUUUUCAUA